AUGGCACUCCUAACACCCCAGGGAGUGAAAGAAGUCUUCCAAUUCCAGAAACCUAAAGGUCGGGAGCACCUGCGGAGACUCCUGAACUGGGAAGCGUUUGACGAGUUGAGGGACGCGCGCAGGAGCAUCCUGCUGGACACCAUCUAUGACAGCGUCAUCUUCGCGGUGGGCAAAGGCUUCCCGUGGGUGGAGGUGGUGCAGGUGGUCAAGUUCACGGAAGAGCUGCUCAAGGAAACCAAAGGCUGCUCCAUCACGGAGGCGGUGACGAUUCUGGGGAACAAGCUCCGAGACUACCAGAGGCAGUUCAGCACGGCCCACCUGCUGGCCCUCUGCGACUACUUCCACAACACCUUCAUCCGCCACUACCGCCUCUACCAGUACGUCCUGGGCCAGGACCAGGAGGUCAACCUGAAGGUCGCCCACCUGGAGGUGUGUGCGCCGCCCCAGCCCCUCCCGCUGGCCGAGGGCACGGACAGGGAGGUGUGGCAUCACGAGCAGCAGCUGGCCGAGCUGCGGACGGCCGAGGUGCAGAAGCGCACCAACAUGCUGCUCCUGAAGGAGACGCUGAGCCUGGAGCAGGCGCACAUGCUGCAGAAGGCCUUCGGGGGCCAGGUGGUGCCCGCGGGGGCGCCCGCAGAGCCGCACCAGACCCUGAGGAGAGAGGUUCUGGAGCGCCUGGUCAGCGAGGCCAUCCACAUCCAGAUCAAGUGCCUGCAGGAGCUGCUGCAGUACGAGAUCCAGGUCACGUUUGACAUCCUGGACCUGCGGCUUCAGAGGAAGACCAUGAGUCUCCACGCCCCGCUCCCCGGCAAUCCGGGGCGAGAGGACACUCACCAGAAGCCCAACAAAGGGAACAAGGGAAAGAAAGCUAAAGCGAAGAAGUGAAGCCCCUGCCCAGGCGCCCAGAGGUGACCAGGGAAGGGUUAUAUGGUGUGCUCAGCACCCAACAGAGCAGAGGCUUCUAGUGAUUAAAAGAAAAAAACAAAAUGCAUCCUGAGUCUGUCUUGGAAACCGUCUUCAGCACCGUGUGCCCUGGUGACAGGAGAGAGUGCCCGCCUCGGUCCCACACGGCACAGGGCGUCCUCUUGGCAGGGAGUCAGGCACCCAGUGGCUGAAUCUGAGCAGAUCGGGCUUGGGCAGUAAGGGUCAGGGAGCCCAACACCAGCCA
Messenger RNA from Marmota monax (woodchuck), 1168 nucleotides. It is a transcript of the gene CUNH8orf74, whose product is annotated as chromosome unknown C8orf74 homolog. The coding region runs from base 1 to 885 and encodes 294 amino acids. The record is from RefSeq and is a predicted model, not a curated record. NCBI's taxonomy places the organism in Eukaryota, Metazoa, Chordata, Mammalia, Rodentia, Sciuridae. The transcript has 4 exons.